Messenger RNA from Linnemannia hyalina, 843 nucleotides. Lineage: Eukaryota; Fungi; Mortierellomycota; Mortierellomycetes; Mortierellales; Mortierellaceae. The record is from the annotation of a GenBank genome assembly.
AUGAUACUCACGCCUUCGAUCUCCUCGGCCGCCAAGUUGAUUACCCUCUCGAUGGCACUCCUGGCAGUACUCUCCGUCAUCAACACACCCGCCGUCCACGCAGCUCCCAUCUCCAACCCCGGCGCCCCCUUAGUGAACGGUGUCAAGCAGGCCGACCCAGAAGCCUUCAGAGUCCCGGUCGGUCCUCGUGGACCUCUCCUCAACCGUCGCGGCAGCGGCAUUGCUGUCAGUGGCGUGAAAGAAACGUCCGGUCUGGGCAAGACCCACCCUUCAGCUGUCGAAAAACCCGAUCCAUCUAGUAGUGAACUGUCGAUGCACCCUGGACAUGCUACAAAGCGAGAUGACGAUGAGGAGAUGUUGGAGCUGCUCGGGAAGGCACGGUGGAUGGAGAAGCGUGACGAGACAACCUCCCCAGCAGGAGGCGAAUGGAAGGAUGUUGUUGGGGUGACCAUGCGGUCCGAUCCUGCAUUGGAUGAAAAGAGGAAGGACGACUCGCGGUGGAGCCUCAUAAGCAGGCCUAAUAUCUUUCCUGUUGUUGCUGUGACCAAGCGCGGUGAUGGAAAAGAUGAGGCGCCCGAGUCGAUAUGGCGGGAGUGGAAUGGGAAGGGCGGAGCUGCUGGAAGAUUCGAAGUCAGGGUGGUGAUGACGUCUCACAUCGAGGGCAAGGGCAAAGGCAACGGCGCGGCCAAGAAGAGACAACUCAAGACCGAGCAGAAGAAGCGCAAUGUUGACGACAGGUUUGAUGCUGCUGGAGCUGCUGCCGGAUCUCAGAAGGAUAUUGGCGAGUUGGAGACCUUGGAGAAAAAGAAGUUCCGAACGUGGCAUUUCAAGCGUGAGGAAUAG